Dendronephthya gigantea is the source of this 3276-nucleotide messenger RNA. Its product is annotated as aryl hydrocarbon receptor nuclear translocator-like. The record is from RefSeq and is a predicted model, not a curated record. The transcript has 17 exons. Gene Ontology annotation, molecular function: DNA-binding transcription factor activity, RNA polymerase II-specific; protein dimerization activity; RNA polymerase II cis-regulatory region sequence-specific DNA binding. Gene Ontology annotation, cellular component: transcription regulator complex; aryl hydrocarbon receptor complex; nucleus. NCBI's taxonomy places the organism in Eukaryota, Metazoa, Cnidaria, Anthozoa, Malacalcyonacea, Nephtheidae. Gene Ontology annotation, biological process: regulation of transcription by RNA polymerase II. Bases 1130 to 3097 code for a protein of 655 amino acids.
CACUGCUUUUGUGUGGUCUUAAAAAAUGCUAAAAACACGAGUGACACGAGCCAUGACGCAAAUGAUCUAAGAGGUCGUUUUUCUGUGUGCAUCGUUUCUAUGUCAACCCAUUGUUGGCCUUGAAGUAGCUUUUAAAAUUGACGUCAGGCCGUACGAAUAUGGCAGGCACUUUUCGGCACUGCGCGUAACAAAAUAACACAAGUUUAGUAUCAACAAGAUGAGCUUUUACCGUUUACGUGGGGCGAACCUUGGUUGUUCAACAUGGUUGCGGCGACUUGCGGUCUGGUGCAUUUCAGACAAAUGUAUCGAUUUUAUCAUUUUCUAGGGAUCAAGUGUAGGCGGAAGUCAUGCAAAGAUGCACGUUCGCAAGUCAAAUCACUCAGUCAAAGUUUAUCAAUGAACUUCCACGAAUACCGCUUAUUCUAAUUAAUAAACUGUAGAAGUUCCAUAAACCAUUACUGGUACUUCUCUUAGCGAAUUUGUAAUUUGUAACAGCUGCGAAUUUCUUUAAAAGCAUUGGAACAUGACCUACUACCCAACCAUUUUUGUUUAUUUUCUAGUUUGGUUAUCGCUUGCAACGUAAAUAAUUGCAUCUUUACCAUCGUAAUGUCGCUAAAGCCGUACAUGUAACAAAUUUGUAGAACAUGCCUAAAUUCAAUAUGGUCGUUCAAUCAGUAAUAAUUAGAAAUAAUUAGUUCGUAAACCAAGCUCGUUGAUUGGUCAAAUGCUAAGCCGAUCAUCUAAACCUCUUUCUUAUUGGCUGAUACGGUGAUAGAAUUUUGAUAUGUAGUCAUCUGGAGUCUCAGUGGACCGCUUUUGUAUUCUUAAUUUCUUGUAUAAUAGAGUUUCAUAUUGGCGGUCUUCGAAGGGGAUAAACGUGUUUUGAAACAGUUAUUCUAAAAGGCUUUUGCUUUACUACGUUUGUGGCUCGUUUCGUGAUAGUAUUCUCCAAGAGAUUCGCGCUUAUUUCACCGAAGUCGCCAGUCUGUAAAAUGUCUGGGGUUACAGACAAGAUAUUAUAUUAAAAUACACAACGUAUAAGCGUUUGUUGUUUACAAGCCAGGCGGUCCUAUUAGUUCUUGGCAAGAUAUUGGAAAUUAAUUGUUAACUGGGUAUAACUAUCUACACUAUGGCUGAAUCGAUGGCAGCACAAGAACUCUCCCUGUACAAGACGAAAAGCGGUCGGGUCAUCCCGAAGAGGAAACAAGAUCUAAUAGUUAAAGAGGAGUACUCGGAUGGUGAUGAAGAUGGACCCAGCCUUUCUUCUGGCCUGCCCUCUAAGAAACCCAAAGGCGAUGAUCCCGAAAGCUCAAGAGAGAAAUUUGCUAGGGAGAACCACAGCGAAAUUGAACGCAGGAGACGGAACAAGAUGAAUUCCUACAUAAACGAGCUAUCGGAAAUGGUGCCAACUUGCAAUGAGAAUCCCAAAAAACCUGAUAAACUAACCGUCUUAAGAAUGGCAGUUGAUCAUAUUAAACACCUCAGAGCUGAACCUUCGUACGAGCAGCAGACACCAAAAACUAAGACGUCAUCAUUCUUGUCCGAACGUGAACUGAAGCUUUUAGUUUUAGAGGCUGCCGGUGGUUUUCUGUUUGUUGUGAACUGUGUCAAUGGUACUCUACUGUACGUCUCAGAUUCAAUAACACCUGUUCUGGGACAAGCUCAGACCGAAUGGGAAAACAGAACAAUAUAUGAACUCAUCCAUCCAGAUGAUGAAAAGAAGAUCAGGGACCAACUAUGUGUGGAUGCUGUGGACUCUGGUAGAAUUCUUGACUUGAAAACGGGAAGCGUAAGGAAGGAAACAUCGUCAGAUGCAUCUCGGAUGUACACCAGCUCAAGAAGAAAUUUCAUAUGUCGUAUGAAGAAGGGACAAUGUCCAACAAGCAGCCCAAAGAAUACAACCACAGGACUGGAUAAUGAAUAUUCUGUUAUCCAUUGCACAGGAUUCUUAAGAGCAUGUGCUGGUGGCCGUGUUAGUAAUCUAGUCUCGAUAUCCGAGUCCAGCGAUCCUUCUACGUUCUGCCUCAUCGCCAUCGGUCGUUUGCAACCAACGUGUUCGCCGGUGGGUACAGAUUUAUCCAAUCAGAAACAAGUGACUGAGUUCAUCUCGCGGAUUGCAGUUGAUGGAAAAUUCACCUUUCUCGACCAGAGCAUUCAAGAUGUCCUGGGUUAUUCGCCAAAGGAAAUUCUCGGCCAAAGUUGUUACGAGUUUAUUCAUCCUGAAGAUAGAGAAAAUAUGAGAGAUAGUUACGAUCAAGUUAUAAAAACAAAAGGUCAGAACCUGUCGGUGGAGUUCCGCUUCCGAAACAAGCGUGGUACCUACGUAAAGAUCAGAACAGUUUGCUUCAGUUUCCAGAAUCCUUACACAGACGAACCCGAAUAUAUUGUUUGCAACAACUCGUUGGUCAGGAAUAAGAGUCAUGAAACGGACUUUCAAUCCAUAUCAAAUAAUAGUCCUUGGUCGAACGCGCAGACCCCGAUGGGUUUGAUAGACCGGGUUCCAAAUACCUCACCUGGAGAGACGUUUAUGCCUCCCGAAUUCUUUCCCAGAAUGGCCAUGAGUAAACGCUUUCCUGAAAUGUCUCAAUCUGCACCGAUAUACAUGGGUGGUAACGCCGUUCCACAAUACCCGGGAAUAGGGAAUUUCCCCUCGUCUUCCGACGACCGUGCCGGACAGCAGAGAAUUCCUGCCAUGGAAUCAACCAAUUACGAAUUCAAUCCACGUAAAAUCGAUGCAAUGCCAAGCGAGAAAGGAGGUUUAAGCAGGUUUGGUCUCACGUCCAGUUCUCUCGAUCGUCCUCAGUAUUUGCCCGAUGAAAGCCGACUGUCUCAAAACCCGUUACAGUUUCGUCCAUCGCCGUCGUCGACCGGAGAGCUCUCGGAAAUGCAGCGCCUGGUACCACAAGCGUCUUAUCUCAACAAUAACGUCGAGUUGAACAGUCUGGAUCGGUCCAUAGACGUGAAACCAUCUCUCCAGCACAUCAGCGCCUACGAAGCGCAAAUAUCGUCGCCUAAUCAAAUGGGCAUCAACCCUGCGAUGAUGACGUCAUCAGCCGCAGGGAAUCGUGGGUAUCAGUAUAGUAAUUGUAACAUUUAAUGAGGGUUCGUUAUAGGAGUGAGUGAGGUGUCUUCAAGCCAUGUUGAUGGUAGCAAUUGCAGAUUGAAAACAAUGUAACGGUGAUAAUUUAUUGUCUGUAGUGAUACUUUUUAUGCAUUUUUGAGUGAAGAAUGUGACUAGAACGAUUGUGUAUACUACAAUAGUACAAAUCCUGUCAA